AUGUGCCGGGGCUUGGCAACCAAACAAACACUUUCAGCUCCCACGUCUGAAGACUCACGUCCCGCGUUCCACAGCAGCAUCAUAUGUGCCACGUUCUACCCCAUUUAUUGGGUCACUCAAAUGGAAGAGAAACAUAUCGAAGAAUUGCUGAGACAACUGUCGGUAGAGCGGCGCCGAGCUGAAGAAGCACAGCGAAGAGCCGAAGCAGCAGAGCACCAGCAACAGCGAGAGCAGCAACGAGCCGAAGAAGAGCGACAACGAGCCGAAGAAGAGCAACAGCGCGCGGAAGAAGCACAGCAAAGAGCUGCAGAAGCCGAGCAACAGCGACAGACAACUACGCUGACCGAGUACAUUGGCGGUUGUCACAACUUUCUGUCUACGAAAUUCGCCGUGCAGCCAGACAAGAGCCUAACAUCAAAAGGCUCGAUCACCGACCCACGGUGCCAUGAUGAGUUUGGCAUCGGGAACGGCAUCGUUUUCGAAAAUCAUCCAAAUAUCGCAAGUGAUGUUGCCGAAGAGCCUCGAGAGCGGAUCAUGAGUCAAACGCCGUUGCCUCGACAAGACCGAACUUAUUCCAACUUCCAUCAAUUACGCGCGGACCAAAUCUGUGUGUACAAGUACGACGGAUAUCAGCCGGACCGGCGCAGAAUGACUUUUGUCGUUGAGUACAAAGCGCCUCACAAGCUCACCCUGCCACACCUUCGCCUUGGUUUGCGAGAGAUGGACGUCUACAAUGACGUGGUGAACAGGGCUACGAAGCCAGCCACAGGGGAUGUAGAGGCUCUAUUUCAAUACACCUCGGAUCGGUUAGCCGCAGCUGCUCUAGUGCAAACCUUUAACUACAUGAUUGAGGGUGGCCUUGAGUACAGUUACCUUACGACUGGAGAAGCGUUUGUUUUCCUGAAGAUUGACUGGGGCGACCCAGGUGCCCUCUACUACCACCUAGCUGAACCGAACCAGGAAACUCGGGCACAUCCAGAAACCUUCAGUCACUGUACUGCUGUGAGUCAGGUAUUGGCCUUCACUCUCCUAGCACUCGAGUCGCCAAUCCACGGACAAGAUGAGCGCCACAGAGCGAUGAAGCAGCUGCACACAUGGAAUGAUGACUACGAAAGUAUCCUCUGUGCUGUUCCACCAAGCGAGCGAAAACAGUCGCCACCACCAUCUGCAUACCAGCCAAGGACUUACAAACAUGUUGACCGAUCACAUGGAGGGCAAAUUAAUGGAUGGCAGUUGAUUUGUGACCUACUUGCAAGGCCGUAUGAUUAUAUACGCCUAGUAGAGCCACCGAGUGGAUCUUAUGUCACCUAUCCAGCGAACAUGAUUAGUUGGAGAUAUUUAAACUGGGUAACCGGCGGGAAAAUGUCUGAGGGACGAGGACAUCGCACCCUAAACCCACAGAGAGCCAAUGCUUAUGAAAAGGGUUCAUGA
Molecule: messenger RNA, 1431 nt
Organism: Eremomyces bilateralis CBS 781.70
Lineage: Eukaryota; Fungi; Ascomycota; Dothideomycetes; Eremomycetales; Eremomycetaceae
Exons: 2
Coding region: 1-1431 (476 amino acids)
Source: RefSeq, a predicted model, not a curated record